This is a messenger RNA of Geodia barretti, 357 nucleotides long. NCBI's taxonomy places the organism in Eukaryota, Metazoa, Porifera, Demospongiae, Tetractinellida, Geodiidae. The record is from the annotation of a GenBank genome assembly.
AUGGACAAACUCAUUCUCAAAGGCAUCCGAUUCCAUGGCCACCACGGCGUUCCUGAAGCGGAGCGACAGGUUGGUGGCCAUUAUGAAGUCGAUGCAACUUUACGGUGUGCGCUUGCCAAUUCCGGCAAUACCGACGCACUCGCAGACACAGUCAAUUACGCCGAAGUCGUUGCACGCAUCGUUGAGAUCGGCACACAGCAGUCGUUCCAACUCAUUGAAGCACUCGCUGAGAACAUCGCCUCAGUCAUUUUAGAGCAAUUCGCGGUAGAUGAGGUACAUCUCACCGUCAAAAAGUUAAAUCCUCCCAUAGAGCAACCGAUUGACUAUUUCGCUGUUGAAAUUUUCCGCAAUGCAUAA